UUUUCAAAGUGAGUGUCUUGCUGACUUUGAUGUACUGGUAUUUAGUUGGAAUGGCAAGCUUACUCUGAAAAAUGAGAUGGGUGCUCAUUCUGAUUAAUGAGAGGAGGCUCUCUUCUGUGGCACUUCCUGGAAUGUGUAUUGCCAUUGAUCUUGGAGCCAGGUGUACUUGGUUACUUUUAAGUAGAAAUUAUUAACUAUAUAUAAUCCUAUAUAACUGUACUAACUAGAAACUAUUGUCUAGGUUUAUACUAUUUUAGUGGACACAUUUCAAACAUUUGAAAAAGUGUUCUCUUACUGAGAAAGAUAACAGAUUAACUAAGAUAGAAAGAUACCUUCUUUUUUCUAUAGCCCCCUAAAAUGCUGUAAGUAUGUUUAACUUUUAAAUCCAGAUGAAACAAGUGGCCUGGGUUGCUCAGGUUUCUUUAGUUUUAUUAUUUUGUACUUAACCUUGAACUCAGCCAGGUACUGAAUCAAAGACCUUGGGAUUUUUCUUAUCUACUGCUUUGUUAGAAGAAAAUUGCCUAAGGAAUCAGCUCUUCUGCAAUAACUGUAUCCUAUGAAAGAUGGUCAAGCCUGUCUGAGCAUCUCACCUCUACUAACCUUUGUACAGAACUCAUGGCUUCCUUUUGAUGCCUGCUGGGUAUGUGUUUGGAUAAUUGCAGCCUUCCCCAGAACUUCACUGUAGUCUAACCCCAACAAGUUGCUUUACAGAUUAUACAUGAUUAAUGCAGAUGUUGCCACAUUUUCAUUGCCAUGGCUCAAAAACAGAAGAAAACAUGCGAUUAUGGCAAUCACACAGUCUCGGUAAAACAAGUUCUAUUCAGUUUUUUCUGAAGGAAAGCUGUCUGUUAAAGUGAAGCAAAGGCACUUAUUGUGGAUUACAAUGUAUUGACGAUUUGGAUUUUCAGUCAUAUGAAAAUAAAGCAUCAUUUAACUUUUUAAAUGAAAAAGCUUAAGACCUCAUACAACUGCUGUAUAUUUUGGAAGCCAUUCUCCAAAACAGAAGUGCACAUUUGAAACACAGACAUGAUGUUCCUUUCUGCAGGGAUUUAAGUGUAAUUUACAUCAUGACAAGCUUGAAACGAUCACAGACAGAAAGGCCUGUUGCCACUGACAGGACCUCUGUUGUUGGCACAGAUGGUCCUCCCAAAGUCCACACUGAUGAUUUCUACAUGCGCCGCUUCCGGUCCCAAAAUGGCAGUUUAGGAUCAUCAGUCAUGGCUCCCGUAGGGCCCCCACGAAGUGAAGGCUCUCAUCAUAUAACCUCCACUCCUGGAGUCCCAAAGAUGGGGGUUCGGGCAAGGAUUGCAGAUUGGCCUCCAAGAAAGGAAAACAUAAAAGAGUCUAACCGUUCAAGCCAGGAAAUAGAAACCUCAAGUUGCCUUGAGAGCAUGUCCUCCAAAAGCAGUCCUGUGAGUCAGGGAAGUUCUGUUAGCCUCAAUUCUAAUGACUCAGCCAUGCUAAAGAGCAUACAGAACACACUGAAAAACAAGACCAGACCAUCGGAGAACAUGGACUCCAGAUUCCUCAUGCCUGAAGCCUAUCCCAGCUCCCCUAGGAAAGCCCUUCGCAGAAUACGGCAGAGGAGCAACAGCGAUAUCACCAUAAGUGAACUUGAUGUGGAUAGCUUUGAUGAAUGUAUUUCCCCCACAUACAAGACUGGGCCAUCACUGCACAGGGAAUAUGGUAGCACAUCUUCCAUUGAUAAGCAGGGAACGUCUGGAGAAAGCUUUUUUGAUUUGUUAAAGGGCUACAAAGAUGACAAAUCUGAUCGAGGGCCAACUCCAACUAAGCUCAGUGACUUUCUUAUUGCUGGUGGGGGCAAGGGUUCUGGUUUCUCUUUGGAUGUUAUUGAUGGGCCCAUUUCACAGAGAGACAAUCUCAGGCUUUUUAAGGAAAGGGAAAAACCACUCAAGCGACGUUCUAAGUCUGAAACUGGAGACUCAUCCAUUUUUCGUAAAUUACGCAAUGCCAAAGGUGAAGAACUUGGGAAAUCGUCGGACCUUGAAGACAACCGAUCAGAAGACUCUGUCAGACCUUGGACAUGUCCAAAGUGCUUUGCACACUAUGAUGUCCAGAGCAUAUUAUUUGAUUUGAAUGAGGCGAUUAUGAACCGGCACAAUGUUAUUAAAAGGAGAAACACGACCACAGGAGCUUCGGCAGCUGCUGUGGCAUCCUUGGUCUCUGGACCUUUGUCCCAUUCAGCCAGUUUCAGCUCACCAAUGGGCAGCACCGAGGAUCUGAAUUCCAAGGGAAGCCUUGGCAUGGACCAGGGAGAUGAUAAAAGCAAUGAACUUGUAAUGAGCUGUCCAUAUUUUCGGAAUGAGAUAGGUGGAGAAGGUGAAAGGAAAAUCAGCCUGUCAAAAUCAAAUUCUGGCUCGUUUAGUGGCUGUGAAAGUGCCUCCUUUGAGUCUACCCUUAGCUCCCAUUGCACAAAUGCAGGAGUGGCAGUACUUGAAGUCCCCAAGGAAAACUUGGUGUUGCAUCUAGACAGAGUGAAAAGGUAUAUUGUGGAACAUGUGGAUCUCGGCGCAUACUAUUAUAGGAAAUUCUUCUACCAGAAGGAACACUGGAACUAUUUUGGAGCUGAUGAGAAUCUUGGUCCGGUGGCUGUGAGCAUUCGAAGAGAGAAACCAGAAGAAAUGAAAGAAAAUGGAUCUCCAUAUAACUACCGAAUAAUUUUUAGAACUAGUGAGCUCAUGACACUGAGGGGUUCCGUCCUGGAAGAUGCUAUUCCCUCCACAGCAAAGCAUUCAACAGCCAGGGGACUGCCUCUGAAAGAGGUGUUGGAACACGUGAUCCCAGAGCUCAAUGUCCAGUGCCUGCGGCUGGCCUUCAACACACCCAAAGUCACAGAGCAGCUCAUGAAACUGGAUGAACAAGGGCUGAACUAUCAGCAGAAAGUAGGCAUCAUGUACUGCAAAGCUGGCCAGAGUACUGAAGAAGAGAUGUACAACAAUGAAUCAGCGGGCCCAGCCUUUGAAGAGUUCCUUCAACUACUGGGAGAAAGAGUUCGGCUAAAAGGAUUUGAGAAGUAUCGUGCACAACUUGACACCAAAACUGACUCCACUGGAACUCAUUCUCUGUACACAGCAUACAAAGACUAUGAAAUUAUGUUUCAUGUUUCUACUAUGCUGCCAUACACACCUAACAACAAGCAACAGCUCCUACGGAAGCGUCACAUUGGCAAUGACAUUGUAACAAUUGUUUUCCAAGAGCCUGGAGCACAGCCGUUUAGCCCUAAAAACAUCCGGUCUCACUUUCAGCAUGUUUUUGUUAUUGUCCGGGCUCACAACCCCUGCACGGACAGUGUCUGUUACAGUGUGGCAGUCACCAGGUCCAGAGAUGUGCCUUCCUUUGGACCUCCUAUCCCAAAAGGGGUCACCUUCCCCAAGUCAAAUGUGUUCAGGGACUUUCUUUUGGCCAAAGUGAUUAAUGCAGAAAAUGCUGCUCAUAAAUCAGAAAAGUUCCGAGCUAUGGCAACUCGGACCCGUCAGGAAUACCUGAAAGAUCUGGCAGAAAAGAAUGUCACCAACACCCCUAUUGAUCCUUCUGGAAAGUUUCCGUUCAUCUCUCUGGCCUCUAAGAAGAAGGAAAAGUCUAAGCCAUAUCCAGGAGCUGAGCUCAGUAGCAUGGGGGCCAUUGUUUGGGCGGUGCGGGCCAAAGACUACAACAAGGCUAUGGAAAUAGACUGUCUUCUUGGGAUCUCCAAUGAAUUCAUUGUCCUCAUUGAACAGGAAACAAAGAGCGUGGUUUUCAAUUGUUCCUGCAGAGAUGUGAUAGGGUGGACCUCCACUGACACAAGUGUCAAAAUCUUCUACGAGCGAGGAGAGUGCGUGUCAGUGGAGAGUUUCAUUAGCAAUGAAGAUAUCAAAGAUAUUGUCAAACGGCUGCAGUUUGUUUCUAAAGGUUGCGAAUCAGUGGAAAUGACUCUUCGAAGAAACGGAUUAGGACAGCUUGGCUUUCACGUGAACUACGAGGGCAUUGUGGCAGAUGUAGAACCCUACGGCUAUGCCUGGCAGGCAGGCCUGAGGCAGGGCAGCCGCCUGGUGGAGAUAUGCAAGGUGGCUGUGGCCACCCUGAGCCAUGAGCAGAUGAUUGAUCUCCUGAGGACAUCUGUCACAGUGAAAGUUGUCAUUAUUCCCCCCCAUGACGAUUGCACCCCACGAAGGAGUUGCUCAGAAACCUACCGCAUGCCAGUGAUGGAAUAUAAAAUGAAUGAUGGUGUUUCAUACGAGUUCAAGUUUCCCUUCCGAAAUAAUAACAAAUGGCAGCGAAAUGCCAACAAGGGGCCUCAUUCACCUCAAGUCCCGUCCCAGGUUCAGAGUCCCAUGACCUCACGGCUGAAUGCUGGGAAAGGUGAUGGGAAGAUGCCUCCUCCAGAACGAGCAGCCAACAUUCCUCGAAGCAUCUCCAGUGAUGGACGCCCACUAGAGAGGCGCCUGUCUCCUGGUUCGGACAUCUAUGUGACUGUCUCAUCCAUGGCUUUAGCAAGAUCUCAGUGUCGUAACUCCCCUAGCAACCUGUCUUCAUCCAGCGAGCCAGGCUCUGGGGGCAGCACCUACAGACAGAAAUCCAUGCCUGAAGGGUUUGGAGUGAGCCGCAGAUCACCAGCUUCCAUGGACAGGCAGAACACACAGUCAGACCUUGGGGGCAGUGGAAAAUCCACACCCAGCUGGCAAAGAAGUGAGGAUAGCAUUGCUGACCCAAUAGCUUACAGUUAUAGAGGACCUCAGGAUUUCAAUUCUUUUGUCCUCGAGCAGCAUGAAUAUACAGAGCCUACAUGCCAUCUCCCAGCAGUAUCAAAGGUACUGCCAGCUUUCCGAGAGAGCCCCAGUGGGAGAUUAAUGCGGCAGGAUCCAGUGGUUCAUUUGUCUCCAAACAAACAAGGGCAUGCUGAUAGCCACUACUCGAGCCACUCCAGUAGCAAUACCCUCUCCAGCAAUGCGUCAAGUGCCCACAGUGAUGAGAAGUGGUAUGAUGGGGACCGCACAGAAUCUGAACUCAACAGCUACAACUAUCUGCAGGGUACCUCUGCUGACAGUGGCAUCGACACCACCUCCUAUGGGCCCAGCCACGGCAGUACAGCUUCCCUGGGGGCUGCCACCUCAUCACCCCGCUCAGGGCCAGGCAAGGAGAAAGUGGCCCCCCUGUGGCAUAGCUCCAGUGAAGUGCUCUCCAUGGCAGAUCGGACUUUAGAGACAGAGAGCCACAGCAUGGACCGGAAAGCAGAGUCCUCGCUAAGCUUGGACAUCCACAGCAAGAGCCAAGGCGGCUCAAGCCCUCUGACAAGGGAGAACAGCACUUUCAGUAUAAAUGAUGCUGCUUCUCACACAAGUACCAUGAGCUCCCGGCACUCUGCCAGCCCGGUUGUUUUCUCCAGUGCCAGAAGUUCACCUAAAGAAGAACUUCAUCCUGCCACCUCCUCACAGCUUGCACCUUCCUUUUCUUCCUCUUCCUCCUCCUCUUCUGGUCCUAGAACAUUCUACCCCCGUCAGGGAGCUACUAGCAAGUACCUGAUUGGAUGGAAAAAACCUGAAGGAACUAUUAACUCCGUGGGAUUUAUGGACACAAGAAAGCGUCAUCAGAGUGAUGGGAAUGAGAUAUCCCACACCAGGCUGCGCGCCUCAACCAGGGACCUUCGGGCGUCCCCCAAGCCAACCUCCAAGUCCACCAUUGAGGAGGACCUAAAGAAACUCAUCGACCUUGAAAGCCCAACAUCUGAAUCACAGAAGAAUUUUAAGUUCCACGCGCUGUCCUCCCCUCAGUCUCCUUUUCCCCCGACCCCCAUCUCACGGCGGGCCUUGCACAGGACCCUGUCAGAUGAGAGCAUUUACAGCGGCCAGAGGGAGCACUUCUUCACCUCAAGAGCUUCAUUUCUGGACCAAGCACUGCCCAACGACGUCCUUUUCAGCAGCACGUACCCAUCUCUCCCCAAGUCCCUGCCGCUGCGGAGGCCAUCGUACACCCUAGGAAUGAAGUCACUGCAUGGGGAGUUCUCGGCCUCAGACAGUUCCCUCACCGACAUCCAGGAGACCCGAAGGCAGCCCAUGCCUGACCCUGGCUUGAUGCCCCUGCCUGACACUGCCGCAGAUUUGGAUUGGUCCAACUUGGUAGAUGCUGCCAAAGCCUAUGAGGUCCAGAGAGCCUCAUUUUUUGCUGCUAGUGAUGAGAAUCAUCGCCCCCUGAGUGCGGCGUCCAACAGUGACCAGCUUGAGGAACAGGCUCUGGUGCAGAUGAAGUCAUACAGCAGUAAGGACUCCUCUCCCACUCUGGCUUCUAAAGUGGACCAGUUGGAAGGUAUGCUGAAGAUGCUUCGAGAAGAUCUAAAGAAGGAAAAAGAAGACAAGGCCCACCUUCAGGCGGAAGUGCAGCACUUGCGGGAGGACAACCUGAGGUUGCAGGAAGAGUCGCAGAAUGCCUCUGACAAGCUGAAGAAGUUCACAGAGUGGGUCUUCAAUACCAUAGACAUGAGCUAGGGCUGCUGAAGGGAGAGGGGGUGGCGCGCCCUCUAGUGGUUUCCUGAAGCCCCUCGUUCAUGCCUUGGAAAGCAUUCUGAGCAUCCUCCCAGCUUCCCACUUUACCCUCUUCUGGGGAGUGCACAACACAACUGCAGAUCCACAAUCAUUAUCUGCCUUUUGUAGAAAAGCAAAACAAAAAAAGACAAUAAAAUUUUUAAAAAGUAAAAUAAAAGUUUAACUGCUAAAAUGUGAAUGUCUUUAUUUUUUUGCACAAUAACUUUAUCUGUUAUGUAUAAAAAGGGCCUAGGAUGAGGUCCCUCCUGGCCCAUCUGCCUGUAUUUCCAUCAGCUUUCUGAUCUACUUCAGGUAACCCAAGCUUUCCCUGUUACCCUGGAAAAUACCAUUGUCCCUAGGAAAAUAAGCGCUUUUUUU
Molecule: messenger RNA, 6893 nt
Organism: Perognathus longimembris pacificus (Pacific pocket mouse)
Lineage: Eukaryota; Metazoa; Chordata; Mammalia; Rodentia; Heteromyidae
Gene: Sipa1l1
Product: signal induced proliferation associated 1 like 1
Exons: 24
Coding region: 1068-6479 (1803 amino acids)
Biological process (GO): activation of GTPase activity; regulation of small GTPase mediated signal transduction
Cellular component (GO): cytoplasm
Molecular function (GO): GTPase activator activity; protein binding
Source: RefSeq, a predicted model, not a curated record